Messenger RNA from Coniosporium apollinis CBS 100218, 933 nucleotides. RefSeq lists its product as uncharacterized. NCBI's taxonomy places the organism in Eukaryota, Fungi, Ascomycota, Dothideomycetes. The coding region runs from base 1 to 933 and encodes 310 amino acids. The record is from RefSeq and is a predicted model, not a curated record. The transcript is spliced from 4 exons.
AUGAAGUCUCUUAACCAUAGCUAUAGCCACUUCGAAGGACAUCAGGAGUGCGGCAUAUCCCUCGAGCAGCUGUACGCUCCGCUCUCUGGAACACCUACGGAUGGAUUCGCUGCUACACCGAAGAUCUGCAAGAAUCGUGCUGUCCUCCUUGAGGCCAUGAGCGGAGGUUGCCACUACCGCUGGUACACCACCGAGGAGAUCUGCAUGAUCCUCGACCGCUUCGACGGCGUUGUCUUCGUCGGCGACGACAUGCUCCACCACAUCUACGCCGCCUUCAACAUUCUCCUGCGAGAGGACUUGGCGCUCGGCGGCCUGGAACACUGGCGGAUGAGCGGGGACGAACUGAAGGUGUGCAGAUGCGACAACCAGUUCACGAGAGCCGCCUGCAAGGGCUUCAUGGUCGGGAGCAGUGAAGGGGUCCAGAAACACAAUACUGAUGGUGGCCGUGGCAGUCCGUAUGCCUGCAACAGGACCCCCCACUUCUUCGUCCCCAUCACCACCUCCCCCGCCCCCACCACCGCCCACGCAGCCCUCACCUCCCUCCUCUCCACGCACCCCACAUCCUACAAGCCCAUCCCCAUUCUCCACGGCCUAGGCCCCAGCAUCUCCUGGUCCACCGCCGCCUCCAGCAUGGACGAAUGGAUCGCCCUCGCCGACGCCUCACGGCGCAACACGCCGAUGCUGUGGAUCGGGCCAACGGCCGCUGGACAUCUGCUGCCGCCGGACAGGAUCAUGAGCCAGGGGAAUAACGCGCUGUGGCAUUAUGCUAUGCAGAUGGGGAAGGAGGCAAGACAGAGGGGCGUCGAGGUGCUGGGGAUGUGGAAUUUGACGGUGCAGGCGAGUAGUUGGGAUGGGGUGGAUUAUGGGGAGGGGGUUGGGGUUGUGCAGGCGAUGAUGAUUAUCAACUGGCUUUCGAGGGUGGAGUCGACGUAG